This is a messenger RNA of Microdochium trichocladiopsis, 537 nucleotides long. RefSeq lists its product as uncharacterized. NCBI's taxonomy places the organism in Eukaryota, Fungi, Ascomycota, Sordariomycetes, Xylariales, Microdochiaceae. Bases 1 to 537 code for a protein of 178 amino acids. The record is from RefSeq and is a predicted model, not a curated record. The transcript has a single exon.
AUGGAUAAUGGGUUGCCCCUCGAAAACUUUUCUGGGCCGGGCGCCCACAGUAACGAAGCGGUGAUGUCAACCGGGUCCCCCGCCUUCCACGACCCCACCAUGGAAGUGCCUGGAGAGUCAGUGCGUGCUGCGACUCAUCGUGAUUCCAGCCCCACAGGAGCCUCAUCGAGCUACUGCGAGAACCAUCGCGGUGAUGCCGUGGGGUGCAAAGCAGGGAGGACGAGCUCAAGAUCCAGGGGUGGACGGGGGCAUCUGCCCAUUAUCAAUCAAUUGCGGAAAUGCGCUGGGAGAGGCGAGGCUGAAUUGUUGCCCGAGUUUGUGCCUGAGGCCAUUGCGGGCACCCGCGGGGCACUGCGCGAACCCAAUAGAAAGGGCAGGAGCUGGCUGGAAGAGGCAAGGUGGGGCGCGACAUUUCGAGAAGCUUCUGAGGAGCACGACGCCGGCCGCAAGCAAGGCUCUGCGCACCACUCAGCAGGCAACGCACCACCACAACCCGGUUGCUCGGCCAAGGCACCUCCCGCUGGCUAUUUCAACUAA